GAAAAUGAAAAAUUCUCUUUUAUGUGUUUUAGGGUUAAAUUUUUGGCUUUUUGCAACCUGUUGCAUUUUAAGCUAGCGCUACCAUGCUACCAAGUGUAUCCUAGCAACGCGUGCAAAGGAUGUGUUGUAAACAACAAUUUUUCAAGCCACAACAAAUCAGUAAGAGCUCCGAAGUAAAUGGUUGAAGAAAUUUGUGCAGGCGAAAACUUGCGAACUUAAUUAGAAAUAAAGUCCGAAAUAUCCACCACUGAUUUAAAAUAAAUACAAUGUCGUUCAAGGAUGUGCGCGAUCUCGCUGAGCACCUCAAGCUACUUGGCUAUCCUCAUGUGUUCCCCCUGCAGGCAAUCGCCAACAAUUUCGGAAGCCUCGCCUCAUUUCACGUCGUCGCCGAGGUAUUGCAAUGGCUCGCGAGUCUGCUUGAUCCCGGUGCUGUGCUAGCUGGCAGCGUAGACACCGAGAACGACCGCGUGCUACUCAUACGCUCUGCCACGGAGUUUUUCGUAACCAAGUCAGCCAUCAAGUUGAAUCCGCGCAAACUAUAUGCCUCCUCCGCAGUUACUGCGGCAGAGCUGCAGAAGAUCACGCGUAUGUUGAUAGCCCCACGACAGUCGGCUGAAGACAAGGAUGAAGAGGAGAACUACCGCAGUCUCAAUCAGGUUGACAUCGGCGAUAAAAUGGAUGAUCUGCGACGCGCACGCGAACUCUCUGCAGACUUAACGCAACGCGGUGCAGCGCUACACGAGCUGCUCGCCAAAGAGAUGCUGCAUAGAGAAGCGCGCUUGGCGCAGGCCAAUCGUCCGAUGGAAUUGUCUUCAGCUGAGCGUACGCUGAAGAAUGCCAUUGCAGCCGCACAGCUGAAACUGCAGUCCAGUCGUGCACAGUUGGAGAAUGCACGCGUCGAAAUGAACGCGCUAUCUUCGAAGCUGCAGCGCAAACGCGCCGAGAUGGAACGCACUAAACAGCGCUUAGAAGCAUUGCAGAAAAUACGACCUGCACACAUGCAGGAGUUCGAAGAUUGUGAGAAGGAACUGCAGGCAUUGUUCCAAAAAUAUUUUCUGCGUCUGCACGUGCGCGAUGCCCUGCGUGCACAGUACGAGGCACGCACCAAGCGUAGCACCCCUGUGGCCUCGCCGCUAUUGCAAAAGCCGCAAGAAUCAUCUAUGCCCUUUAUACCAGAGGGUCUGAUAGAGGACGAUGAUGAUAAUAAUGGCGAAGAGGAACUUGAUGGCAGCGGUGUACUGCGCCGCGGCAAUUUUGGACUUGAUGCUGAGAUUCCGGACAUCCGAGAUGAGGAUAUGAUGUUGCGCAAUAGAAAAUCUUAUAACGAGUUUAUGGAUGAGACGACGCGACGCAUGAGUAAGCGACCAGGGACGGCGACUUCCCGAAAUGGUCGUCCGAUAACAGGACGUGCGCGCCGACCGACAGGCAUCACACACGGUGAUCGCGCCACAGCUGAUGAUGUAAGCAUGGCUGACGUCGGUCCAAUGGGGAGCACGCUGAGCAAUCGUGCCACUUUGGGUGGUGAAGAUGACGAUGAUGAGAGCUCUUUCGGAAGUUCAGAUAGUGAGUUGGGCAUGGGUGGUCUACUCAACAUGGGCCGCGGACCGCCUACAAGCGGUCUUUUGAGCAACCUGAACGCCGAAUUGGGCGGCUUUGUCGACGAUGAUUUUGAUCUCAAUUCGAUGGACGAUAUAAGCAUCUCGAAGAUCACUGGAGAGCUACCAAUGCGUCCAAAGACGGCAAGCAAGCCCGAACACCACAGUGAUGAAGACUUCUAGAGUGUUGCAAAUGUCGGCGUGCAGUCUGCAGCGAUACAUUUUUAGGGAUCAAUAGUCUGGAGAUUUUACAGACGACUUCUUGAUGUUUUUCUAAUAGGUAUACAUGCAUACAUUUAUUUUUAUAUCAAUAUUUGAAACCUACAUUUAUUGUAUAACAUACAAAAUGUGCGACUUGCCUGCGCGCAUAGCUACAUCGUCGAAUAAACUAAAUAAUAAGUUUAUAAUAUAAAGUUAUUUACAAUAGCAAAUAUGAAAUAAGACAUACAUAUAAUACAGUUAUAUAGUUAAGUAUGUAUUGUUGUUCAUUUAACGGUUCCCCGGAUCAAUGCAGUACAAUCCGCCAGAAUGACUUGACUCGACUCCAAAAAACACACCGCUCAAUUCUUCACCAGCUCAACUUGCCACACGACUACAUCACCACAUCGCGGCAAACAAUUUUCGUUUUGGACGAUGAGCGCGAACGCUGCUUGCCAUAUGUUUCGCUGGCCGUCGUCGACGAAGACGAGUAGUCCACGUGACUACCUGGCUGGCUGUUGGUCUGCUCUUGGCGCGCCAGGAAAUUGUCUGCUAUGUCGCGAUCAAGCCCUGUAUACUGAAAAGCUUCAUUAUCGAUGACAUCCGCUUCAGACUUGCGUCGCUGACGACGGUUGGCAUCCAUUUUACCCGAACGUAAUGGUGGUGGACCUGGGCGUCGGCGUCGGUUUGGUGGUCCUGCAGAUUUGCUGCUCUUUUGUGUACGAUAUGUACCACUGGGUGCAGAGCCUGUGGGUGCGUAAACCACUGAGCCUGGACGCAUGUAAGGCAGCGUGUAGGCCAUGGGCGGGCGAUAAGGAAUGCCAGGUACAACCAUGGCACCCGGCAUUGGUGGCACAGGUGGGGGUGUGGCCAACAUCUGGAAAAUAGAAAUAAAAGUUAGAUUUUAUAACUCGCGUAAAUGUAACACAAUUGCUAAAGCAAAUUCAGAACUUAAAAAAUGUAGCUUAAUAUUAGCUUACGGUCGUGCUACCAGCCGGGAUCAACAUGAUCGGACGAUUACCGCCCGUUUGUGUCAAGUUACGUGAGCUGCCCAUCUGUGCUGCAUACAUCCACAUGGCUGCCAAUUUUUCGGCGUUUUCCUAACAUUUAAUUUUUUUUUUUGUUAUUUUUAUUAUUCUAAAAACAAAUUUGUUAUGGUAUAAAAAAUAUCCCAUUUACCUUUUCACUACCAGUUAGGGACAUAGCUUUAAUAUAUUGGUCCACCUUUUCUUGAUCCAAUGCAACUCCGCCGGUUUUGGAAUUAAUAAUAACAUCUCGCAAAUCUGUACUUUCAUUUCUGAAACACACAAACAAAUAAAAUAUAUAAGAAAUGUUAUAAACAAUUUUUAAAAAUAAAUUCAAUAUUUAAUAAUCUUUUUUCAUUUAAAACAAAGAAAAUUUACUAGUGUAACUGCCAAAAAUAUUAAAUUUUUGGCAACUACUGCACAAAUGUUUCAAAAAUCUUUACGAUAUAAGUAUUUUUACAAUAUUAAUGAAUAUACACAAAAUAUUUUUAAAAAUAUACAUACAUAUAUACAUGCAUAUAUUAUUAUUAAGCCAAUUGAAAAAUGUAGUUUGAGCAAAAAGCGUUUAAAGAUAAAGAAAGACAAUAAGACUAUGUUGACUAGGAAGAAGAAAGCUGUAACUCAAAAAAUAUUUCAUUUAAAAUUUUAAUAUACCCCAAACAUUAAAAAAAUACCAAUUUGCUGAUUAGUAAAUUAUCUGUGCAAAUCAUAUAAAGCUAUUAACGACCUGUUUUAUUUGCUUAUAUUUAAGAAUUUGACUUCCGCUGUUGUCGAUAAUAAUCGAUAUCUAACAUUAACCAUUUUAUUAACUUUGAUUGGAGUGUCAUGUUUAUAUGUAUCAAAUAAAAUAAUAGAAAAUAUAUAUGAAUUUUUAGAAAAAUUAUUUAAGUGCAGAACCAAAUUCCCAGUUCAAAACGAAUGCAGCUUUUGCUAUAAUAGCAUUUUUGCGAAGCUUUUAGAAGUUUGGCGAUAAAGCUCUACAUUUGACAUUUCAUUUAGCGAUUGCAGUUUGACGUUUCCCAUUGUCUACGAAAAAUAAAAAAGU
Molecule: messenger RNA, 3863 nt
Organism: Bactrocera oleae (olive fruit fly)
Lineage: Eukaryota; Metazoa; Arthropoda; Insecta; Diptera; Tephritidae
Gene: Cluap1
Product: clusterin associated protein 1
Biological process (GO): cilium assembly
Cellular component (GO): centrosome; cilium; intraciliary transport particle B
Source: RefSeq, a predicted model, not a curated record